AUGAAAUCCGCAUCACCCACCUCCCGCUCCGUCAGCCCCGGGCGCGCCAAACACCUCGAAAGAAACCGCAUCGCCGCCAACAAAUGCCGCGAAAGAAAGAAGCGAGAACACAAACAAAUCGAGCGGCGUCUCACCGACGAAACCCAAAAGAAAGAUAUCCUCCUUGCACAAUUGAACUGUCUACGAGAAGAAGUCUGGGACUUGAAAAACCUCAUGUUCCAGCACGCCGAGUGCCAAGACCAACAAAUCAACCAGCAGCUCGCCAGAAUGACCCAGACCGUCCUGCAAAAUCCUUCCAACCUGGAUGCGAAUAAUUGCGGCCUUCCCACCAGCUCAUCAAGCUCGUUUUCAACUGGGACGUGGUCCGAUGAGUCGGUCGCUGACGAUGCCAACCUCGGACCGGGCGCAUACAAUAACGACUGGACGGGCCUGCCAACAAUCGCGAACGAUUUUGCGCCUUACGAAUCUUAUGAGCCGAAUGGUUUGCCCGAUGCGAUUUUUGAAAACUUCAUUGAUGCGGACAAUGGAUUUACCUAA
Molecule: messenger RNA, 537 nt
Organism: Penicillium mononematosum
Lineage: Eukaryota; Fungi; Ascomycota; Eurotiomycetes; Eurotiales; Aspergillaceae
Product: bZIP transcription factor
Exons: 1
Coding region: 1-537 (178 amino acids)
Biological process (GO): regulation of transcription by RNA polymerase II
Molecular function (GO): RNA polymerase II cis-regulatory region sequence-specific DNA binding; DNA-binding transcription factor activity, RNA polymerase II-specific
Source: RefSeq, a predicted model, not a curated record